AUGAGUAGUGCAUCGUGCAGUUCACAUGGCAGCCGCCGCCGCAGCACCAGCAGCACACGCCACCACCGUCGACUUGAGGAUACCCGGUCGCCAUCGCUGGAAGGCUCACGUGCCACGAUUGCAGCAACGGUGAGUCACACCAGCGCCAGCGCACCGGAUCGCGCUGCAUGCUACGGCGACAUCUUCGUGGUGGAUGUGGCGAGUGGUGACCACUUUCAUAUCACGGUUGCCUUACGAGGUCCCUUCCAUCCCUUGACGUCCGUGACGCACGGUGCACUGCAGCGCACCGUGCGCAACCUGCUCCUGGCCUCACCCAACACCCACACGGGGGACUCGACAGUGCAGUCGCACCCGCUUCUGCUGCUCCUGCUUGAUGGCGUGCCACUCGAUGACAGCGAUGCCGUGACGCUGCCAAAUGGCGCGGUCGUGGAGGUGCACCGCGGCUCUGCCGACUCGCCGCCUCGGUCUGUGGCGCUGCCAUCAGAGCAGGGGAUGCCACUGCCGUCAACCUCCGCGGUUAGCGCGGCGAGCGCACGCCUGUCUGCGCUGGAGGCAGUGAAUAGCGACCCUACCGAAGAAGAGAAACUCUGGAGAACGCAAGCCACCCCGACAGCGACGACAGUGCCGUCUCCGCGCGGCGCGGGAGGUGCGCCUUCCAACGUCGGUUUACGGAGCGACGUCGACAACGUGGCUGGGACCCGUGACAGCGCCUCGUCGUACGCGCUCGUGCGCACCAGUGGAACGGCAACGACCAGCAAGUCGAGGCCGCGGUGUGCGGUCACGCUGUUGUCCGCGUUUCACGCGAGCGCGCAUGAGGACAAGCUCGUGUCGAGGCAGCGGAUACCAUCGUCGUGGCUGCCAAGCAGGCAUGGCGGCGUUGGUGUGUCUGCACGGCUAUCAGAGGAGGAGACCACAUCGGCCAGCAGGCAGGUGUCGAGCCUGCACACCGUCAAGGACACACAGCGGCCUUGGCACCGGAGGACCACCACAUACAGCCCCAUCAGCGGACAUCCACACGUACAUGAGGGCGACGCAGCUGUGAGAGGAGAGACUGCUUCUGCUGCUGGUGCACGCACGCCGUCCUCUGCAUCAUCAAUGUUGACGCCGCACCUCUCCGCUGCCUUUACGUCGCCUGCCUUUAGUCAAGACUCAUUAGCAGCCACCGAGGAGCCCCUUACACACAGGCGGCACGCACCGCCCAGCUUGCCCCGCGCCUCCGCCGCCGACGACAGGUCCUCGUCUACCUCACUAUGUCCCCGUCGUGCAGCGCCCUCGGCUGAACCGCGACCGACGUCGUCCGCGUCGGAUUUGGUGCCAGUCGCACUGCAGAAUACCGCCGCGUCUGAUCGAGGCUCACAGGCUGUGCCGGCGUCGGUCCUGCCUGCGCCACCCACCGACCACCCGCAACUGCAGACGUCAGCGCCGCUACCGUCAUCACCCCCGCUGCAGCUGACCGCGCAGGAAAUCUACGACACUCAGCGGAGCUCCAUCGCCGCCGCGGCUGCCGCCGAGCAGAGACGCCUCCUCACACGUCUGCAGCAGCGGUGUCGGGUGCUCGAGGAGGAGAAAAAGGCGCUGCUGACGGCGCGCCUUGGUGCGCUGAGGGCGCAGGAGUCCGCAGGCCUUCUGCGUGCGCUGCGAGAGGCCCAGGAGGAGACCGCCGCUGUGGAGGUGGAUGCUGUGCGUGCUCGCCUCGGCGAGCAUCGCGAAGACUUGCUUAGCCACUGGCUGCGCGUGCUGCAGUUCCACAAGGACACGCACUACGCCAUGCCGAGCGCGCUGUUGCGUGAGCUGGAGGAUGAGGGCGAGGCGCUCACCCUUCACUGCCUAUCCUCCAUCGCCGGCUAUCACACCCAGAAGGCCCGCCUGCAAGCGCUGCAGCGGCAACGCGUGUUGAAGGAGGCGGAGGUGGCUCGCCUGCGGUGGGAGGCCCAAGUGCGCCAGUGCACGGCGGAGGAGCAGCGCGGUUGUCUGCGGGUGGUGGCGCGGCUGAGGCCGCCAAACGAGCGCUCCUGGCUCCCUGCGUCGGUGCUCGCGUCCGCUGAGGCGGGAGAGCUCGACGGCGGCUACGGCGUCCGCGUGUUGGAGGGCUCGCCGGAUCCUGCCCGCGGCACCCAACAAGUGAUUGCGCCUGUCCCGUGUGUGGUAGAGGUAACCGACCCGCCGCGCGAUCUGCGUCGCCGUUACGCGCUCUGGGCGGCCUACAACGCCGCCAACGCAGGGUCGCAGCAGCGCCUCUUCGAGGAUCAGCUGCAGCCGCUGCUCGAGCACAUGUGCCGCACUGGGCAGAACGUCGCCGUCCUGGCAUUCGGCGCUGUCGGCAGCGGCAAAACAUUUGCGCUGUUCGGCUCCCGCGCCGCGCAGCUGCCACCGCAGUCCGUGAGGACAGCGAGCAAGGGUGUGCUGCCGCCGCAACCCCACGGAGUCGGCGGAGAGUCCGCCAGCGCUGGGGUGCUCAGUGACUUUGACCUCAGCAGCAGCCGAAGCCACAGCGAAGGCGACGACGUCGGCCGCAUGCCGAACGGCGUCACUACCGUGGGGGCGCCGGGGCGCCGGGGUAUUACCCGCUGCCUUGACCCCGCCGACGCGGCGAGGGAGGCUCAGGUGCUCGAGUUCUUGGCCGAGACUGAGGCUGCGAAGCGGCGGCAGCGCAGUGCGGAGCGGCACGCACGAGAGGAAUGCGGCUGGCGGGAGCGGGCCGGGAUCGAGGAGGGUGAUGGGCUGCUGCCGCGCGCGGUGGCGUGGCUGACGGCGCACCUGCGCAGCGAGUCGCCGCACGGCAAGGCCAGCGGGCCAGUGGUGAAGUCCAUCGUCUUCUCCAUGUACGAGGUGUACAAUGAUCACGUGUACGACUUGCUGCCAACCCCUCCUCCGAGUGCUGCAGGCACCACUGAACCCGGCAGCAAGGCCUCGUGGGCGGCGUGGCCUCGAUGGAACGCCGGGUGGCUGCCCGCCCCGCACAUCAAGAACAGCAACCCGGGGAACCUGACGGAGCUGCAGCUGGAGUUGUUGCCGCCAUCCACAGACAGACGUGGCGCUGUCAGAGACGGGUCAGCCACUGUCUCGCACUUGCCGGCGCAGCAGCCAGAGCAGCCCCAGUGGCGCGUCAAGGCGAGCGAGAUGGAGGUGCGCUCAGCAACGGAGGCGCUGCAGGCGAUCCACCUCGGUCUCCACCGCCGCCGCUCCGCCGCCACGCUUCGGGGGGCGCAGUCGAGCCGCAGCCAUCUCUUCCUGCGCUUCCGAGUCAAGGUGCAGCGGCCCGUCAUGCCGGCGAAGUCGUCGAGCGUUGCGAUGCAGUGGGCGUCAGCCACUUCUGUGGCAUCCGCGUUGGAGGUACCGGGCAUCGGCGCUCUGAUCGGCAAUGCCGCAGCGUCUGCGGACGCCACGGGUGCUGCAGGCAAGCCGAAGGGCUACGACUUCCUGCGCGCCGCACUCGCGAUGCCUUCUGAAGGAGCAACCAGCGCCCAGCCGGCAGCGCCAGCGUCAUCGCUGACCUGUGUCGCGGAGCUGCUCUUCACUGACUUUGCCGGCAGCGAGCGCAUCGAGCUCAGCGGUGUCACAGGCGACGCGCUGAAGGAGGCGCAGUACAUCCACUCGAGCCUGAGCGCCGUGUCGGAGGUGCUGACGGCGUUGGCGCGGGCACAUCCCCGCCGUGAUCGCCAGGGCGAGGCAGAAGCGGCGGCGAGGCAGCCGAGGAAGCAGCGCGGCGGUGGCGGGACGCCACCACUAGCGGCUGCCGCGUUGGUACAGCGCUGGGGAGCGAUGGUGAACUGCCCAGGCGUCACGCUGUCGCGCAGCCCGCCGGUCUUCCUCCAGCCACGCUUCACGAAACUCAGCGGUGACCGCGACACCCGGCAGCGCAGCGGGCACGAGGACGGCCUUGCACUGCGCAGGCGCGAGCUGGCGCUCAUGGACAAGCACGUAGCUGAGGAGGAAGGUGCGCAGUGGUGGCGGUGUUGGCGUGCCGCGCCGCCGCACGUGCCGUUCCGCACGUGCAAGACGACGCAGCUGCUGCAGUCUGCGCUGGGCGCGCCGUGCAAGUCGCUGGUGCUGGCGUGCGUGCAGCCGUGCAGCGUGUCGGAGGUGGUGCUGCCGGCGAGCCUGCACGACCGCAAAGGCCCACGCACGCGUGCGGCGGCGCAGUCGGUGUUCGCUCACCAGGCGCCGGUGAUGCUCUCCGAGGUGCACGCCACGCUAACCUUUGCUGAACGCAUCCACGACGCAUCGCAGGACGGCGGCAAGGCCAAGCGAGCGUAG
Molecule: messenger RNA, 4257 nt
Organism: Leishmania mexicana MHOM/GT/2001/U1103
Lineage: Eukaryota; Euglenozoa; Kinetoplastea; Trypanosomatida; Trypanosomatidae
Product: putative kinesin
Exons: 1
Coding region: 1-4257 (1418 amino acids)
Biological process (GO): microtubule-based movement
Cellular component (GO): microtubule; kinesin complex
Molecular function (GO): ATP binding; microtubule motor activity; ATP hydrolysis activity
Source: RefSeq, a predicted model, not a curated record